AAUUACUAAAUAUUGAAAAUGAAGGUAUCGGAUAAAUUUUUAAUUAAAAUUAUAGUAUAAAACGGUGUGGUUUAAAUCCCACACGAAGUUAUUAAUCCAUGCAAACGACGUCGAAAGCAUUUUGUUGCAUUACCCAAUAAAAGUCGUUGCAAAUUUUAAAGAUGCGCGGAAAAUAAAUGAAGAAGAAAUAGCGUUAAAUUUGAAAAGUUGGUGGAAAUUGGGGUUGGGUUCUUUUUUGAUAGCAAAAAUGGUGGAGAGGUUUUUCUUAACAGGCAGCAGGAAAUUUGAGAUUGGGGAUGCCAUCAGCAUUCUCUCUGGGCCGCCUUGCUCCGGCAAAACCUCGUUGCUUUUCCAGUUCGCAUUCAACUCCGCAGAAAAGGGCAAUGCGGUACUUCUCUUGUGCCACCGCCGCACCCUACAAUCCAACCCUCCUUUCCUCUCUCAGGGUGUAGAUCCAUCUUCCGAUAUUUUCCGCAGAAUUCAAAUCAAGUAUGUGGAUGAUGAUGAAGGGAUUAAGAACUACUUUGCUGCAUUUCAUUUGCAUCCUACAUUUCCGACUUCAAUUAUUGUAGACAAUUUUGGACAUUUCUUCAAUGAGAGGAAUUGCCAAGAGAGAUACAACAACCCUAGAGGAAGAGAGGUGGCAAUAGUCCGAGUGCUAGCACUGUGUCGAAAUGCAAUCACCCAUGCCAAUAAGAGCAGUCGAUGUGAGCUUCUGCUGUCGGACACUCACAAAGGUGACACCCCGAGGCUGCUCUACAUUUACAAGAGAUGGGCAUCUUGCAUUUACACUAUCAAAGAAGGGGCUGGGCCGGGGCCGGGGUCGUUUGUUGUGAGGAAAACCUAUUCAAAUGUUGCGAAUGCAAAGCCAACAUCAUCUGCUAAGUACUCCAUAGCGCUUCAAUAUUUGAUACUAGAAGGCCUUGUUGAGGAGAGUGAUCAUCACACCAAGAUUUCCUAAGUUGCUCACUAUGAUGAAUUUAGCUGUUUUUUGGAGUUAUUAGGCUUAUAGUUAUCGGAGUAAUCUUCCCUGUUUUGCUAAAGGGUAUGAUGCAUUGUGUUUACAAUUUUGUAAGUUAAACUCUUAUGCUAUAUGAAAAAUUAUGGGCUCAACUUUACAUCCA
Molecule: messenger RNA, 1124 nt
Organism: Salvia miltiorrhiza (redroot sage)
Lineage: Eukaryota; Viridiplantae; Streptophyta; Magnoliopsida; Lamiales; Lamiaceae
Exons: 7
Coding region: 248-961 (237 amino acids)
Biological process (GO): double-strand break repair via homologous recombination
Cellular component (GO): Shu complex
Molecular function (GO): single-stranded DNA binding
Source: RefSeq, a predicted model, not a curated record